AUCCAGCUCUGUGAUAUGUGAGUUCAUUGACCAGGAGAAUUUCUAUGCCUUUCCCCCUCUUGCACAAGUCCAGUCAUCCAAUUCACUCAGGACAACAUGAGGAAGAAGCAGUGAACGUCUAUUCAAGAAAGAGGGGAAAGGAGAAGAGAAUCGCAAUUUCACAGACUUCAAAUUGCAAAAGUAAUUUCCACUCAGUUCAGCAGCAGGAGGAGAAAUGGGAUCUUGCACUUCUCUAUGGACUUUGGAAAAAGCAAACCGCUGCAGACUCUCCUACCUUGGAUGUUCUUUUUCUUUGAUUUUUGCCCCAGGAAGGCAGCACAUCUCUCAAAUCAUCCUUUCAGGCUUGCAGAUCACCAUUUCUAUCAGAGUCUACAUGAUGGCAAUUAGCAAUAAUAUUUUUUUCCCACGGCUUCUUGCUGCCACAAAAAAAUAGAUGAAUCAGGAAAAGAUGCUGUGAAGUGCUUUUGAUCCUCCAGGACAGCAGGAGUCCCAGGACGUAGGAUCAGCUUGCAAAGUGCUCACUUGAGAUCAACAGGUGAAUUAUGAAAGAGAGGCUGCUGUCAUUGCCACAGUUUCAUCUUCAUUCAAGAACUAUUUGUGGCAUUUGCUGUAUCGCCUGAUUUUACUGAAGAGGAAACAAACAACUCUGUGGAUCAACAAACAACUCCAUGGAGUAAUUGGUUCAGACAUCCAAACUGAAUAGAGGACGUUUUGCGAGAUGUCUCCUGUUUGAUUUCAUUCACUGAAAAGCCCUGUGGUAUUUAUGAAGAACUUUCUGUUUCAAUGAUACUAUUUCCACAACUGCUUGUAAACCAGAAUAUCUAACUCAACAAUGAACACGACUAUACACUGGGAUUUGACGUUCCAGCCUGAAGAGGUUAACGGUUCGGCACUUUACAACAGCAGAGAUGAGGAUGGAGUCUGCGAACUGGUUUUCAUCAAAGCUGAUGUAUUCUUGUCACUGGGGAUCGUCGGCCUUCUGGAGAACAUCUUUGUCAUCCUUGCAGUGAUCAAAAAUAGAAACCUUCAUUCCCCCAUGUACUUUUUCCUUUGCAGCUUGGCAGCAGCUGACAUGUUGGUGAGCAUAUCUAACAGCCUGGAAACUAUCAUGAUUGUCCUCCUGGAGAAGGGCUAUUUAAACAUUAAUAGUCGCUACAUCCAGCCAAUGGACAAUGUCUUUGACUCAAUGAUCUGCAUCUCUUUAAUUGGCUCCAUAUGCAACCUUUUGGUCAUAGCCAUCGACAGGUACAUCACCAUUUUCUAUGCACUUCGUUACCACAGCAUCAUGACAGUGAAGAAAGCUCUGGCCCUCAUCGGAUUGAUCUGGAUCGCUUGUAUCUGUUGUGGCAUCACUUUCAUCAUCUACUCUGAGAGCAAAAUGGUUAUUAUCUGCCUCAUUGCCAUGUUCUUUACCAUGCUUUUCCUCAUGGCCUCACUCUAUGUUCACAUGUUCAUGUUUGCACGUCUGCAUAUCAAGCGCAUUGCAGCCUUCCCAGUGGAUGAUGUGCCCCAGCAGCGUACUUGUAUGAAAGGGGCUGUCACUAUCACCAUCCUCCUCGGGGUCUUCAUUGUCUGCUGGGGACCUUUUUUCCUUCAUCUCAUUCUCAUCAUUUCUUGCCCCACCAACCCACACUGUUUUUGCUACAUCUCACAUUUUAACACAUACCUGGUUCUUAUUAUGUGCAACUCAGUCAUUGACCCAAUCAUUUAUGCUUUCCGGAGUCUGGAGAUGCGGAAGACCUUCAAGGAAAUGGUUUGCUGCUGCUUCGGCUUGAGUUCAGGAUAGUAUCUGCUCUGAUGUGUUAGCCCACUACUGUCUUUAAAGACAUUGAACAAGGUCCACUCUGAAGCAAAAUAUCCUAAACGCUACCCCAAAUAUAGUGCCAAAUGUGUAUGGUCCAAAGAGAAAAUAGAGGUUUUUCUAGCAAUGAUCAAAGAAAGGCUUAAAGACUAGAAAGUGUUAAGGGGAAACUGCUGUGAUUUUUCUUCCCCUUUUAUGCUUUACAGUAGAAACUUUAUCAAAGAGGGUAUUUAUUCAAUUUGAGUUUAUGUAGGUUGUGAAAACAGCAGCAAGAAUUGCAUAAGUUUACAUUAAAGAGUCAUUCAGAUAAUGUGUGGAAAAGAAAAUGAUGUACUUUUCUGUAAUAGGGCUUUUCUUCUUUUCACAUUGAUAGAGUAAAGGGAAUUUCAACAGGUACAUCAUAUGAUUGGUCCUUGGAAAGCUGCAACUAGCUUAAUUCUCAUCUCUACCAGUGUUAAAUGUGGAGACUUCUAAGUUUGACUAUUCUGGAUGGAAAUGUUUAAUUGAAAGAGACUAAUGCUGCAGUUUUAGCCAUUUUUACCAAUAAAUACAAUGCUUUCACUUAUUUAAAAAUAGGAAGAAAAUGAACUGCAUGAAUGCAGUUCUAUGAGUACAUAUGUGAAUCUCAUUAAAAAUUAGUUGGCUUGAUUUCUGAGCAAAUCUAUUUUCAAUUACAGUGUAUCUUUCAUAAGCAAAUUAAUUAUUUAAAAUAAAUGUAUAUCACCAGCAUCAUUUCUAUCUAUCGGUCUAUCUGUCUGUCUAUCUAUCGAUAAGGAGCAACCUAUAUAAUUAAGGUGGGCUCUUGGUCUCAGUAUGAGCAGGGUUUAAUUACAGAGUAUAUAUUUUCUUGUACUUCCCACCCCAUACAGGUUGCUCAGUUGAAUCCAAAUCGUGGAUAUAUUUCCUAAAAGCAUAUCUUUCUCUUUUAAAUAACAAGUGUAGAGAUUAUCAGGGUAGAAAGGACUUUUCACUUGAGCUAUUCUUCCAAACAAAAUGGAAUAGCAGAUUCAUAUCAGGAUUUCAACUUUGGAAGAACUACUGAACUAAAUCCUGUUUUCCCCACAACACUGUGAGCUAAAAUAUGGCAUCUGUCAUAUAUUAUUUUACAUCUUCUGAGCAUUUUAUCUUCGUGCUACUACAGAAAAUAUGAUCACUUGAUAAGCAAUGAUUGCCUAAAAAAGAUAACUCUGUAGAGUUGUUCCUAGAGAGGAUUGUUGCAUUACUGGCUUGUAAAGAUAUAAACCAAACAAUUCCAUCAAAGCACCUUCAGCUUUCAAGAGCUAAGGAGUGGGGCUUUGGGGAGUGUUGAACUAAGAAGUUUCCUGUGUUUUCUUCAUUCGUAACUUUGUUGUAUAGUAGUAACCUUGCAUUAAAGAAAUUUCCAAGA
This is a messenger RNA of Anolis carolinensis (green anole), 3188 nucleotides long. RefSeq names its product melanocortin 3 receptor (gene mc3r). Gene Ontology annotation, molecular function: peptide hormone binding; melanocyte-stimulating hormone receptor activity. Gene Ontology annotation, cellular component: plasma membrane; cytoplasm. Gene Ontology annotation, biological process: regulation of metabolic process; adenylate cyclase-activating G protein-coupled receptor signaling pathway. NCBI's taxonomy places the organism in Eukaryota, Metazoa, Chordata, Lepidosauria, Squamata, Anolidae. The transcript has 4 exons. The coding region runs from base 833 to 1786 and encodes 317 amino acids. The record is from RefSeq and is a predicted model, not a curated record.